Messenger RNA from Coffea eugenioides, 417 nucleotides. RefSeq lists its product as uncharacterized. NCBI's taxonomy places the organism in Eukaryota, Viridiplantae, Streptophyta, Magnoliopsida, Gentianales, Rubiaceae. Bases 1 to 417 code for a protein of 138 amino acids. The transcript is spliced from 2 exons. The record is from RefSeq and is a predicted model, not a curated record.
AUGUCCCCUUAUCGUCUGAUAUUUGUCAAAUCCUGUCAUCUUUCGGUUGAGAUGGAACAUAGGGCGUAUUGGGCGGUGAAACAAUGCAACAUGCGGAUGGAUGAUGCAAGAGAGCAAAUGAAAUUGCAGUUACAAGAAUUAGAGGAAAUCCGCAAUGACGCCUAUGAGAACUCGCGAAUUUACAAGGAGAAGACAAAGGCUUUUCAUGAUCAAUUGAUCUCUAGGAAGAAUUUUUGUGUUGGUCAAAAAGUUCUACUUUUUUAUUCUAGACUCAAACUUUUUCCUGUGGAAAUUCGAAGUCCAAAAACCAACAAGGUUUUCAAGGUCAAUGGUCAUCGUCUUAAACCUUUUUAUGAAGGAUUUCAAGCAUAUACUAUCGAGGAAUUGGCUCUUGAAGAGCCUACUUAUUCUGAUUGA